AUGGUCCAACUCUGGAUCUCGAUGCUUCUGCCGCCGCUCAUUCACACGUCACUCGUCAAGGCACAAUCGUAUUCUACCUCGCCCUUCAACGGCAAUGCCCUCGCAUACUUUCAAAGCCUCGCAAAUGGACAGACGAUCCUGGCCCCAAUCGUGUCCAUUCAUCCAAAUCUCACCCGAGUCCUGCCCUUCGGGUUCUCUUCCAAUACUAACCUUACCUUCGUCAACGGCACCACGACUCCAGACGACACGCACAAUUCUCUCUUCUCCAAGGCAAAAUCGGCCGCCUUGAUCUCGUACUCGGACGAGUUUCUAGCCCUCGUAGGCCCGAACCCCCAAGCGACCCUCGUAGAACGUAGGGACUCGCUCUUCGCCUUCGAAGCCGGCGCCUGGAUCCCCGAGAAGCGCCAAGUCUGGUUCACCUCGGCCGUGCAGAGCCCGCCCGUCUCGAUCUUCAGCUUGGAUCUCGAUACCAACGCCGUCACGCAAGUGAAUUCAACCGGCGACCCGAUCAUCAGCGCCAGCGGCGGCUAUUUCUUCGAAGGCGCCGUCUACUUCGGCACCUCCGGGGACUUCAUCGGCAACGCCGGCCAGAGCGGCGGCGUCGUGAAAGUCGACGUCAACACGCUGAGGGCGGAGACUGUGGUCAGCAGCUACUUCGGGCUGAGGGUGAACGUCGACGAUGUGGCAUGGGUGACGCAGGGUGAGACGGGCAAGAAGUACAUGUUCUUCUCGUCCAUCGAGUACGUGAAGCACGGGUGCGCCAUGGCGUCGUCCGUCUCGCAGUACGAUCCGCAGGAGAACUUCUUCCGACCCGUGAUCAGCGCGACGGAUAUCGGCCUGCCGAAUGGUGUGCGCGCCAGUCUUGACGGCAAGAGCCUCUACGUGACGGACUUCGCGGGUACGAAAGAGGCGGCGCUGUUGAACCGCGCCGCGGAUGGUGUUUCGGCUGUGUACAAGUAUGAUCUCGACGCGGACAUGCUGCCCGUGAACAGGAGGCUGUUCUCCUACACGCGGCAGGGCAUCGCGGAUGGGAUCCAUGUGGAUGCCUCUGGGCGGGUGUGGACGGCCGAGGGGGAGGGCAUCGUGGUGAGGAGUCCGGCUGGGAAGGUGCUCGGGAUGUUUAAUGUGCAGUUCUUCACGCCGGAGCACGCGGCUGAUUUGCCGAUUUCGAAUUUUGCGCUUGCGGGCGAUGAGCUGGUUGUCCUGGGAGGGAACUAUCUGUGGAGAGUGAAGCUGGCGCAAGCGGUUGUGUCUGUUAUGAAUUAG
Messenger RNA from Drepanopeziza brunnea f. sp. 'multigermtubi' MB_m1, 1266 nucleotides. RefSeq lists its product as uncharacterized. The record is from RefSeq and is a predicted model, not a curated record. Lineage: Eukaryota; Fungi; Ascomycota; Leotiomycetes; Helotiales; Drepanopezizaceae.